GCGCGCCUGGCUUGCGGGGGGCCGGGCCUGCGGGCGGCCGCUGCGCCGCGCACCCAUGGACGGCCCGGCUAUCAUCACCCAGGUGACCAACCCCAAGGAGGACGAGGGCCGGGCGCCUGGCGCGGGCGAAAAAGCUUCCCAGUGCAAUGUCAGCUUAAAGAAGCAGAGAAGCCGCAGCAUCCUUAGUUCCUUCUUCUGCUGCUUCCGGGAUUAUAAUGUGGAGGGUCCUCCAUCCAGCAGCCCCAGUGUGCUUCCGCCACUGGUGGAGGAAAAUGGUGGGCUUCAGAAGGGUGACCAGAGGCAGGUUAUUCCCAUACCAAGUCCACCAGCUAAAUACCUCCUUCCAGAGGUGACGGUGCUUGACUAUGGAAAGAAAUGUGUGGUCAUUGAUUUAGAUGAAACACUGGUGCACAGUUCAUUUAAGCCUAUUAGUAAUGCUGAUUUUAUUGUUCCGGUUGAAAUCGAUGGGACUAUACAUCAGGUGUAUGUGCUGAAGCGGCCACAUGUGGAUGAAUUCCUCCAGAGAAUGGGACAACUCUUUGAGUGUGUGCUCUUUACUGCCAGCUUGGCUAAGUAUGCAGACCCUGUGGCUGACCUCCUUGACCGCUGGGGUGUUUUCCGGGCUCGACUCUUCAGAGAAUCCUGUGUCUUUCAUCGUGGGAACUAUGUCAAGGACCUGAGUCGCUUGGGACGGGAGCUGAGCAAAGUGAUUAUUGUUGACAAUUCUCCUGCCUCGUACAUCUUUCAUCCUGAGAAUGCAGUGCCUGUGCAGUCCUGGUUUGAUGACAUGACGGACACAGAGCUGCUGGACCUCAUCCCCUUCUUCGAGGGGCUGAGUCGUGAGGACGACGUGUACAGCAUGCUGCACAGACUCUGCACUAGGUAGCCCUGGCCUGGGCCGCCUCUGCCUGUGCACUCUGGAACUCUGGCCUCAGGGGAUGUACCUGACGUCAGCUCCCUCAAGCUGAUAGUGAGGAGACUCUGUGCUCCAGGCCACAGAGAGAAUGUGGCCAUGCCUACCUGAUUUGUUUUUAAGAACAGAAACAACUAUUUUAAAAAUGAACUCUUUUAACAAAUUUCAUAAAGGGACAUGCAUUUUACUGGAUUUGCUUUUCUUAAAACAUACCAAAAACAAAAAAAAGGGGGGGAGGGGGGGGAAAGCUUGAUAUCUUAUCAGACUUCUUUGAACUGUCCUCCCUUCUAAGCAGACAACCUGUUCCCUUCUGUCCCAGCUCGGAGCAGCUGACCCAACUCAGAAUCUUUCCUACAGGAUGAAGUGCCUUUCUGAAUGUUAUUUUAAGCUGAGAGUUAAUUUUUCUACACAAUGUAUUUCUGACAUCUUUUAGUCUUUUAUUGUCUUAGAUACUCUAAGAAGAUGAACACGACAAUUUUCUAGGGCCUGUUAAUGUGUGUGUGGAGGGGUGGGAGUUAGCAAGGGCAGGGAGUGAGUUGUAGGAGCCUAUCUCCCAGCAGGUGCAACUUUGCUCUAACCACCUGUGGCAUGUUCCAGGAUCAGGCUCCCAUAGAUAUGCGGGGUUUUUUGUGACUGUCCUUGUCCCGCUCAUUUACAACCCAUGUUGGAAUGUAUCUGCAGUUGUGUGGCUCAACACUUUAGGAAAAAGGUUAUUUUAUAUUAUGAUUUAUGAUGGUGACAAAUUUGUCUUGAGGUCAUAUUUUCCUCUUGAAAAAUGACAUCGUGUCACUUCUGCUUUCACACUGCUGCCAUACUUCUGUGUGUUUUUUGUUUGGUUGUUACUGGUUUUGGUAGAACAGUUACAAGAAACCCUAAAACCCUUGAAUAUAUAUUUUUUAAAAAGCCUGUUUAUUGAUUUUUUAAAUCUUUCCUUUCCAAAAGCUGGAUACACAUGGAGCUGUUUGGGAAUUUUCUUUGCUGCUACCACGCUGCCACCAAAUGGAAUUGACCAGCGGCUGUUAACACUGUUCUUUGCCACUGUGCCUAUGCUCAGAAUAUGCUCACUGCUAAACUACAAACUUGGACAGGGUCAGAAACAGGUGUCCCACCCCCUUGCAGAGUGUACUGCCUGUCUACCUUCCCUGGUACUGCUGCCAGAAAUGCAGAAGGGUACAAAGGCAAAGGGCCAGAGCACCACACAGGUGUGGUGUAUUGGAACCUGCAUUUGGCUUCGGAUCCUGUUAGAAGCUGGCUGUUCUCUCUGGAGAACCUGUAACCUCAACCAGGCACUAGGCCAACAUGGCCCAUGUUCAUCCCCUGGUCUUCUUCUUAGAAGCACAGCCUGUUUUGAGCCCAAGGCUGGGUAAACCUGUCGAGAUCAGAGACUCCAGACUAGGAAGAAGGGCUCCUCCUCUGAACCUGGGCUCUCCUUGCAGCCUUUCCCAGUUUGAUGUUUAAGCAGUGCCAUGUUCCUUGUUUGACAACAACACAGUUCAUAAAGUAUUGCUCUUCAAAAUAAUUAAAAAGAACCCUUUUAUGUUGGCACCAUUGCCUUAGUCUUCUGUGGGUUGGGUUUCAGCCAGAGUUCUGGUGGGAGCACUACCAAGACUCAGAUCUGGAGGUCAGAGUAAAAUUUCUUUUCCCUUUUUUUAAUUACUUUCAUUCACAAAAUACUGAAGCCAGCUGCCAAUCCCAUCCUCCCAACAGCACUUUGGUCUGUGGACUCCUGCGCAUUCAGAAGAAAAAUAUUUAGGGGGUUAACAAGGUCUCCCAACAUUUUGAGUAUUCCAAACCCAGAAAUCCACAUGCUGAUUAAUACAGAAAUUUCCCCUGGCCAGGCAUUACCACAGAUGACAAUUACAUGGCAAAUUGCACAUGCCACAAACCUUGAUUUGGGAAACCAGUCAUUAAAUGACCCCGCUGCCUUAAAUGUCUUGAAUGUUGCAGUCAAGUGUCUGUUAUGUGUUGAUGUCUACACAGAACUAGGCCCUGAUGAGAGCCUUAGACCUUCAUCUGUUCCUCCUGUGUUGGCACAUCACAGAAGGCCAACACAGAAGAGGGGCAGAGAGGAUGAAAUUCUAGAAUGUUUCAGGGGAAGCUAGCCCAGGAACAGUGUUCCACUUGUGUCAGGUGGAAUGAAAACAUGGGGCAGACUUGAGCCAGACUCUUCACCUACUAGUCCCCACCUUUGUGAGUGCCCUUGUGCUGCUGUUGCACUAAUCUGUUGUGGAGCUGAUGGGGAGGGAACCCAGUCCUUGCCACCACAGACACAGAAUGUCUUGGGGGACCACCAGAGCCUCUGAGGGUUCUGCAAUCUGUGCACCUUAUUUGACCACACUCCAAAAUUCCAUUUUUAUUUUAACCCUUGAUUCUGCUUUGUGUACAUAAUCAAAAUAUCUAUAUCUAUAUAUUUUUAAUCAUCUACAUGUAAAUGAAGCAAUAGAAUUCUAACAUUAAGGCCAAGAAAUGAGGUAUAUGUUUAGGGUUUGUGUUUCUUAAAGGUAAAUACGGGUAUUGUUCUUGAUUCUUAACUUUUAUUAAAUUGUGGGCUUUAAAACCUAAUGAAACCUAUUAGCUACUCUCUGUGCCAUAUAUUUGCCAGAUUACCAAAAUACUCCAACUCUUUAGCCAAAAGAAAAGUCUGACCGCCUAAGUUUUCAUGGUCCUCUCUGUACGAGGUUAAAAUGUAAUCUUCUGGACAAGUGUGCUUUACAUUAAGACAUGGGACAGGAUUCCUUAGUUAGGCUCAUGGGCUCCAAUCUGACAUGAUGUUAUCACAUCUCUAGCCAGGCUUUGAGUUGGAGGUAACUGAGAAUUCCUAAUGAUGGUAAUGCUCCGUCUUCCAUUUGCUGUGGAAUCCUAUGUGUUGGUCUAUGGUUUCACACACUAGUUUUUCAUAAACAGUUAUUUGUAUACUAAUAAGAAACACCACCUGUCAUGGUUGAUGGUUAGUGGGGAAGCUCCUUUGACAUGGUACAGUUUUGAUGUCUUUGAGGACAUGAGGAUGCCCCGGUGACACUGACUUGUCAUGGUGACAGCAUUUGAAUGUUGGGUGUAAAAAAGAAAUCUGUAAGUCUAUAACUUGAAAGUGUUUUACAACCUUGUAUUCUAAAGAUGGCUUUCUAAUAAAAUCCAGAAACAUGCAGCCCUAUGGUCAAACACUC
Octodon degus (degu) is the source of this 4077-nucleotide messenger RNA. RefSeq names its product CTD small phosphatase like (gene Ctdspl). Gene Ontology annotation, molecular function: RNA polymerase II CTD heptapeptide repeat phosphatase activity. The coding region runs from base 56 to 886 and encodes 276 amino acids. The transcript is spliced from 8 exons. NCBI's taxonomy places the organism in Eukaryota, Metazoa, Chordata, Mammalia, Rodentia, Octodontidae. The record is from RefSeq and is a predicted model, not a curated record.